This is a messenger RNA of Armigeres subalbatus, 4135 nucleotides long. RefSeq names its product sodium-dependent serotonin transporter. The transcript has 8 exons. Gene Ontology annotation, biological process: sodium ion transmembrane transport; serotonin uptake. The coding region runs from base 608 to 2647 and encodes 679 amino acids. Lineage: Eukaryota; Metazoa; Arthropoda; Insecta; Diptera; Culicidae. Gene Ontology annotation, cellular component: plasma membrane; neuron projection. Gene Ontology annotation, molecular function: serotonin binding; serotonin:sodium:chloride symporter activity. The record is from RefSeq and is a predicted model, not a curated record.
CCAACCCGUUUGGACUUGGCUCUUUUCUCCUCCUGGAGCAUCAGCUCUCCGCAGGGAGCUCGGAGUGUGUAUGUAAUUCAAUAGUUGGACUAUUGUUUCUGUUCAGUGAAUUGUAAGAAUAUAAUAUUUCAAUAUAAUUAUGCAGUUGAAAAUAAAUAAAUAAAUAGUGCAUUCCAACCAUAAUGUGAGGAACUUGCGACAACGUGGUCGACAAUGAAGUGGUGAUCAGCGUGGAUCAUAAAUCAAACAUGAAUAAUUUAACUGGUGUGAAAUAGUGUGAUAUAGGUGAAGUGGUGAAUUAAGAGUGACUUAUUUGCUAUUUUGGACGUUUUAUUUGUUCAUCUUUCAUCCAACCGUUACGAUCUUUUCGGCGGGGGAACACCAAUUACGUCCAAUCGUCUGCAAAUUUGUUCGAAGUGCUGUUCGCGUGAUUGAUUCGUGACGACAGGCGCCACCGGCCGAAUUUCCCAUCAACCUGAUUCAACGGACAUAAGGAGACAAGUUUAAUUGAAAAAGAUCUCACCCGUACACGACCAGACGGCCGACGGCGGCACCCCGUGUUGCAUGCCGACUCCUGAGCCGAUAGUCCCGAUCGCAGAAGAGGAAGAUGACGAAUGAUACGACGACAACGACCAAUGCAGUCCCGUGCGAUCAAGGCAACUGUAAGAAGCGCGAAUCGUGGCAUACGAACGGGGAUGCGACCGAUCCACCGGGAGGCGACGAGAAAGAUGAUGGAACGGAUCCCGAUGGUGGUGGUGGCGGAGGUGGUGGGGAUCAGACGAAGGAAACGACCGCGUUGAAUCCGAAGGGCAUGGGCCUGAGUGGGAACAAGGAGAGGGCACUGGUGGUCACGUUGACCGGAGAGCGGCGGCGGGAAACGUGGAGCCAGAAGGCCGAGUUCCUGUUGGCGGUUAUUGGGUUUGCGGUGGAUCUGGGAAAUGUGUGGCGUUUUCCGUACAUUUGCUACCAGAACGGGGGCGGUGCAUUUCUCAUCCCGUACUGCAUUAUGUUGCUGUUCGGAGGGCUGCCACUGUUCUACAUGGAAUUGGCCCUGGGGCAGUUCCAUCGGUGCGGUUGUUUGACGAUUUGGAAACGGAUUUGUCCGGCGUUGAAAGGUGUUGGCUACGCAAUCUGCCUAAUCGACAUUUAUAUGGGCAUGUACUACAACACGAUUAUCGGCUGGGCGGUGUAUUAUCUUUUCGCCUCAUUUAGCACCGAGCUGCCGUGGACGAAAUGUGGCAACCCGUGGAACACCGAGGCCUGCCUGCCGGUCACAUCGUUGGCGAACGCGAGCAGUACGUUCGCAACGGCACUGGCUGGUACCAACGGCAGUCUGGUCGUCAACGGAACCCUGAGCUUGCUGGGGAACGUGAGCAGCUCCGUGAUUAGCGCUUCCAACGUUUUGGGCGAGGACAUAGUGCGGGUCAGCCCGGCGAGGGAGUUCUUCGAGCGCCAGGUCCUGGAGCAGUACAAAUCGGACGGAUUGGAUUUUAUGGGUCCGGUGAAGCCAUCGUUGGCGCUGUGUGUCUUCGGUGUAUUUGUUCUGGUGUACUUCUCGUUAUGGAAGGGAGUCCGAAGUGCUGGUAAGGUGGUUUGGGUAACGGCAUUGGCUCCUUAUGUUGUUCUGCUGAUUCUGUUGGCACGAGGUGUGACGCUGCCCGGCGCCGCGGAAGGCAUCCGAUACUAUUUAACCCCAGAAUGGCACAAACUGGGCAACUCCAAAGUCUGGAUCGAUGCAGCGUCGCAAAUUUUCUUCUCUCUGGGUCCCGGCUUCGGCACCCUGCUGGCCCUCUCGAGUUAUAACAAAUUCAACAACAAUUGUUACCGCGAUGCGCUGCUCACCAGCAGUAUCAAUUGCCUGACCAGCUUCCUGGCAGGGUUUGUGAUCUUCUCGGUGCUCGGAUACAUGGCCAACGUGCAGAACAAAUCGAUCGAAGAUGUCGGACUGGAGGGGCCGGGGCUGGUCUUCAUCGUCUAUCCGGAGGCAAUUGCCAUGAUGAAGGGAUCGGUCUUUUGGUCGAUCAUCUUCUUUCUCAUGUUGAUAACGCUGGGGCUGGACAGUACCUUCGGCGGUUUGGAAGCAAUGAUAACAGCACUUUGCGACGAAUAUCCGAGAACUAUCGGUCGGCGGAGAGAGCUCUUUGUGCUGAUACUGCUGGGACUGAUCUUCAUCUGUGCACUGCCAACGAUGACAUAUGGCGGCGUUUAUCUGGUGAACUUCCUGAACGUGUAUGGGCCAGGCUUGGCGAUCCUCUUCGUGGUGUUCGUCGAAGCAGCGGGCGUGUUUUGGUUCUAUGGCGUGGAAAACUUCUCCUCCGAUAUCGAGCAGAUGUUGGGCAAGAAACCGUCACUAUUCUGGCGGAUCUGUUGGAAGUACAUCAGCCCAACGUUUUUGUUUUGCAUAUUGAUAUUCUCACUCUUGGGUUACGAAGCCAUGCUGGACGGAGAGUACAAAUAUCCGGAAUGGAGCGUAGCAGCCGGCUGGGCAUUGACCCUGUCUUCAGUGCUUUGCAUUCCACUCUACGUCAUCUACAAGUUCAUGAGGAGUGAGGGAGGUUGCAGAAGCCGCCUAAGGCAAACCUUCAAACCCGAACCGCUGAUACCGACGGCUGUGCCCGGACAGAUGUACUCCGGAACUUCCGUCUGACAUGAUUGCGCCAGUGAUCGUAAUCCACAGCAUCGCCGAAAACCGUCGCCAUCAUCGUCGAUGGGUCACUGUUGCUGCAGCGGUCCCCGCCACUGCUACAAUUGCUUUAAUCGUAUCGAUUCACCAACGAACUGUAGCUGUUCCCCGAAUUGCAACUACAAUACCACUAAUAAGCAUAAUGAUAGAAAUGUACGUCGUUCUCCUAGUGGUACUGAUAAUGAUAACUUUGACGGUAAGCUUAGAGUUGGUCAGAUGUUGUUGAGUGUCGAAAAAGAUACCCACAGCUGCAAGAAGCCUAGUGAUAUUGGUAGUACUUAUUACUCUCGCUACAACUGCUACAGCGGUGGUAACGGAAACCUUAGUGGACUGUAUUCCGAGUUCACAACGAAGAAGCUCUCGUUCCCUCUGGCCACAGAGUGGCUCGUUUGAAUCCAUUUGCCAAAAGUAAGACAGAUCCGUCGUCAUGCUGUGCUAGUUUUGCCCAAUGACUUCCUCAUUUUCUAGAAUCGAAAGCCAAUUAAUCACUGAGUCGUUAUAGAUUUCGUUAGAAAUGUUUAUCUUGGUUUGGCCAAACUGCCACAAACAGCCAUAUGUGGCUGAUUGGUCAGAUGCAACUGCUCCAUAAUUCAAUACCUCGCUCGAGUUAGGUUCCUAGUUAUUAUAGUUUAUUCGCAUUUGUUACUCUAGGCAAGUUAUUUCCAUGAGAGAAUCUGUUACCAAAAGCAACGAGUUGAUAUUAACAAAAGAUAUUGUAUAGGAAUCAUGUUAACCGAUUGGGAUUAAGAAUGAUGUAUAGAAUUUUGUUGAGAUUUAGAAAAUAAUAAGGAAUAAAUAAAUGUUUAGCGAAUUAAUCUUUUUUUAUAGCUCGAAGCUAAUGACAAAGAGUAUUACAAUAAAUAUAUACAAAAUAACUAUUUAGUAACAACAGCUAGUCUGCUAAAUGCCUAGCUGAGCCAUAAGUGUUUGUGAGAUGUGCUUUUAGACAGAAGAUACAAAAAAUUGAAUGUUCGUAGCUAAUAGGGUACCUGUGCAACGCAUUCAGUAAGUUUUGUUUACUGGAAUUGGAAAAAUGAUCCGGAUGAUGAAUCAGAUUUAAUGCAAGGUUUGACCAAGGUUUUGUAGAGGGACGUAGAGAGUUGUUGGUGACAAGAACAAAAUGUAGUUUUCAAUGUUUUUAUCCAAUUUUUUGAAAAUGUUGAUAAGAAUAUAAUGUAAAAAUGUUUCCUUGAAUAACUUUAUCGAUUUUUUUUAAAAGGAAACUAUAUUCUCAGAAUCAUUUGUCGAAAAGAGAGAAAAAAUACAACGGAAUGUCUAAAACAUCUCUUUACUUCUCCGCUAUAAAUUUGAAAAGGUGCUCCAAUUGCAAGCAGCCAUUUGCAAUUUGAGCAUCAUGCGAUAUUUGCGGUGAUUAUGAAUGUAUUAAAAUUUGAUUCUCACGGAGAAUUAUUUGUUUGGCAUGAAAUGACAAUAAAGAAGACUAUUAUUUCA